Messenger RNA from Balearica regulorum gibbericeps (East African grey crowned-crane), 792 nucleotides. The record is from RefSeq and is a predicted model, not a curated record. NCBI's taxonomy places the organism in Eukaryota, Metazoa, Chordata, Aves, Gruiformes, Gruidae.
CGCGACACCCGCCUCCACACCCCCAUGUACUUCUUCCUCCUCAACCUCUCCAUCCUUGAUCUGGGCUCCAUUUCCACCACUCUCCCCAAAGCCAUGGCCAAUACCCUCUGGGACACCAGGGACAUCUCUUACCCAGGAUGUGCUGCACAGGUCUUUCUGUUGGCCUUCUUGGUUGGAGCAGAGUUUUCUCUUCUCACCAUUAUGGCUUAUGACCGCUAUGUUGCCAUCUGCAAACCCCUGCACUACGGGACCCUCCUGGGCAGCAGAGCUUGUGUCCACAUAGCAGCAGCUGCCUGGAGCAGUGGGUUUCUCCAUGCCGUGCUGCAUACAGCUAAUACAUUUUCACUACCCCUCUGCCAAGGCAAUGCUGUUGACCAGUUCUUCUGUGAAAUCCCCGAGAUCCUCAAGCUCUCCUGCUCAGAUGCCUACAUCAGGGAAUUUGGGUUUCUCGUGGUUGGUAUUUUUUUAGUUUUUGCUUGUUUUGUUUUCAUCAUAUUGUCCUAUGUGCAGAUUUUCAGGGCUGUGCUGAGGAUCCCCUCUGAGCAGGGACGGCACAAAGUCUUUUCCACGUGCCUCCCUCACCUGGCCGUGGUGUCCCUGUUUAUCAGCACUGCCAUGUUUGCCUAUUUGAAGCCUCCCUUCAUCUCUUCCCCAUCCCUGGACCUGGUAGUGGCUGUUUUGUAUUCGGUGGUGCCUCCAGCAGUGAACCCCCUCAUCUAUAGCAUGAGGAACCAGGAGCUGAAAGACACACUGAAGAAACUUCUUCAAUCAGCAGUCUUUCAGCAGCAAUAA